Messenger RNA from Pimephales promelas (fathead minnow), 4319 nucleotides. The record is from RefSeq and is a predicted model, not a curated record. Lineage: Eukaryota; Metazoa; Chordata; Actinopteri; Cypriniformes; Leuciscidae.
GAACACCGAAUCGGUCCAGUGAUGGACGUGACGGUGAUCUCAGGGAAACUGGAGGAAGUUCAUCUGCCCCAUUACGCCUGUUUAGGAGAGUCUGACGCCGGUUUCACACUGCACGCGGUAAGCGGAAGCAGGACACGCGCGUUUUGCUUGGAUUCUGGGAAUGGGCGGUGUUUAUCGUUGAUAUCUGAGCCCUCUGCGCAUCCGCAUUCACAGAAACGGAAAGUAACGGAACGUGAAGAAGAUCAUUAGGAAAGUCUUGAAACAGACAUCACGUGUUUCCAGGUGCAGAUCUGAAGUCAGUUUCUCAUUAUGGGGAACACAGAGAGCAGAGAGAGAUCUUCAUCUCCAGAUCCCAGCGGUGUGUCUCUGAAGACUGACACAUCCAUGGAGAAGCCUCCUAAACUCAGUGAUGAAGCAGUGACCUCUGACCCCAGUGAUAAAGCACUGACUUCUGACCCCAGUGAUGAAGCAGUGACAUCUGACCCCAGUGAUGAAGUGGUGACCUCUGACCCCAGUGACGAAGCGGUGACCUCUGACCCCAGUGACAAACCAGUGACCUCUGACCCCAUUGAUGAACCAGUGACCUCUGACCCCAGUGACAAAGCGGUGACCUCUGACCCCAGUGAUGAAGCGGUAACCUCUGACCCCAGUGAUGAACCAGUGACCUCUGACCUCAGAGAUCAUCAGACUGGAGAUCAGGAUUCUCCUCAGCCAGUGAAUGAGGAACUACAGAGAGUCAAACACAGACACAAAACCAGCAUGAAGAUCAAGUAUGAGAGAAUAUUUGAGGGACUGAAUCUCCAAGAGAAUGAAACCCCCCUGAACAGGAUCUACAUCAUAAAGGGAGAGAGAGGAGGAGUGAAUGGAGAACAUGAGGUUUUACAGAUGGAGAAAUCAGCCCGAACACAACACUUACAAGACACUCCAGUCCACUGCAAUGGCAUCUUUAAAGCCUCUCCUGAACCAGGACACCAGGAGAAAGACCAAAUCAAGACUGUUCUUACUAAAGGCAUCGCUGGAAUCGGGAAAACCGUCUCUGUGCAGAAGUUCAUUCUGGACUGGGCCGAGGGGAAAGACCAUCAGGAUGUAGAUUUCAUGUUUGUGCUUCCAUUUCGAGAGCUGAACUUGAUCCGAGAUCAUCAGUACAGUCUUCACACACUUCUGCUGGACUUUCAUCCUGAACUUCAAGAUCUGGACUCAAAGAUGUAUGAGGAGUGUAGAGUUGUGUUCAUCUUUGAUGGUCUGGAUGAAAGCAGAAUCACACUGAUGUUUUCAGACGCUCAGAAAGUUUCUGAUGUGACUGAGACUUCAUCAGUGGGUGUGUUGAUGUCAAACCUCAUGAAAGGAGAUCUGCUUCCCUCGGCUCUCAUCUGGAUCACCUCCAGACCAGCGACAGCCAAUCAGAUCCCCUCCAAAUACAUCAACCGUCUGACAGAGAUUCAGGGAUUCAAUGAUCCUCAGAAGGAGGAAUAUUUCAGGAAGAGAAUCAGUGAUGAGCAUCAAGCCAGCAGAAUCAUCUCACAUAUCAAAACAGCAAGAAGCCUCCACAUCAUGUGCCACAUACCCGUCUUCUGCUGGAUCUCCUCCACUGUGCUUCAGAAGCUCCUGGAAGAAGGUCUGAGUGCAGAAAUCCCUCAAACUCUGACUGAAAUGUACAUCCACUUCCUGAUGAUUCAGAUCCACAUGAGGAAUCAGAAGUAUGAAGAGAGAGAUCCAGAGAAACUCCUGCAGUCCAACAGAGAAGUGAUCGUGAAACUUGCUGAAGUGGCUUUCCAUCAGCUGAUGAAGGGCAAUGUGAUGUUCUACGAGGAGGACCUGAUUGAGAGCGGCAUAGACGUCACUGACGCCUCAGUGCAUUCUGGGAUCUUUAAGGAGGAAUCUGUGAUUCAUCAGAGGAAAGUGUACAGCUUCAUUCAUCUUAGCUUUCAGGAGUUUCUCGCUGCUUUCUAUGUGUUUUACUGCUAUUUAAUGAAGAACAAUGGACCACUGCAGCUUCUGAACGCAAAAUAUAAACAUAACCUUAUGGCUGGCCGUUAUUAUGUACAUUGGCCGCACACACCUGAUGAAGACCCUCUGUAUAAUCUACUAACAUUAGCAGUUAAUAUAGUCAUCAGGAGAGAGAAUGCAUGGCUGGAUCUGUUCCUGCAGUUUCUGCUGGGCGUCUCACUGGAGUCCAAUCAGAGACUCUUACAGGAUCUACUGACACACACUGAGAACAGCUCAGAGGUCAUCAGGAGAACCACACAGCAGAUUAAAGACAUGAUCAAUACUUUAGGUCUUCAUCUCGCAGAUGAUCAGUCCAUCAAUCUGUUCUUCUGUCUGCUGGAAUUGAAAGAUCAGACUCUGUCCAGAGAGAUUCAGGAGUUUGUGAAAUCAGGCAAACACUCAACUAAGAUUCUCUCAUAUUCUCAUUGGGCAAUAAUGUCCUACAUGAUUCAGAUCUCAGAGGAGCCGCUGGAUGAGCUGAACCUCAUGAAAUACCUCAUGUCAGCUGACUGUAAAAGAAGACUGAUGCCAGCUGUGGUCAACUGCAGGAGAGCCAUUCUUGUUGGCUCUGAUCUCACUGAUCAGGAUUAUGAAAUUGUGUCAUCAACUCUACAAUCCUCAAUUUGUGUCCUGAGAGAGCUCGACCUGAGUAACAAUCCGCUGCAGGAUUCAGGAGUGAAGAUUAUUUCUGAUGGACUGAGAAGCCCAAACUGUCAGCUGCAGAUACUGAGGUUGUCUGGCUGUAUGGUGACAGAGGAAGGCUGUGGUUAUGUGUCUUCAGCUCUGAGUUCAAACCCCUCACACCUGAGAGAGCUGGAUCUGAGUAACAAUGAACUGCGGGAUUCAGGAGUGAAGAUCCUUUCUGAAGGACUGAAGAGGCCAAACUGUCAGCUGCACAUGCUAAAGUUGUCUCUCUGUAUGGUGACAGAGGAAGGCUGUGGUUAUAUGUCUUCAGCUCUGAGUUCAAACCCAUCAUGCCUGAGAGACCUGGAUCUGAGUAACAACGACCUGAGGGAUUCAGGAGUGAAGAUCCUUUCUGAAGGACUGAAGAGGCCAAACUGUCAGCUGCAGAUUCUAAGGUUGUCUGGCUGUAUGGUGACAGAGGAAGGCUGUGGUUAUGUGUCUUCAGCUCUGAGUUCAAACCCCUCACACCUGAGAGAGCUGGAUCUGAGCUACAAUCACCCAGGAGAUUCAGGAGUUAAGCUGCUCUCUGAGAAAUUGAAGGAUCCAAACUGCUCACUUCAGAUACUCAAUGUGGAUCAUUGUGGAGAGUUCAGGAUUACAGCAGGAUUACACAAAUAUGCCUGUGAUCUCACACUGGAUCCAAACACAGCACACACUGAACUCAUUCUGUCUGAGGAGAACAGGACAGUGACACGUGUGAAAGAGCGUCAGUCCUAUCCUGAUCAUCCAGAGAGAUUUGAUGAUGAUCAUCAGGUUGUGUGUCGAGAGAGUCUGACUGGACGCUGUUACUGGGAGGCUGAAUGGACCGAACCUGUUGGACUAUCAAUGUCAUAUAAAGGAAUCUGCAGGAAAGCAGGGAGUGGAAGUUGUGCGUUUGGAUACAAUGAUAAAUCCUGGAGUCUGAUCUGCAAUGAAGACGGAUUCAUUGUCCGUCACAAUCAUAAGAACAACGUUUACCGUAUUCCUGUCGUCCCUUCACCCUCUAAGAGAGCAGGAGUGUAUGUGGACGCGUCGGCCGGCACUCUGUCCUUCUACAGCGUCUCUGACACACACACACUCACACACAUUCAUACAUUUAACAACACAUUCACUGAACCCCUCUAUGCUGGAUUUAGGGUUUAUGAUUUUAACAACUCAGUGUCUCUGUGUGACAUUAAACAGCGUCCUGAGAGAAACAACAGUGACCCACACACACAACCGGGUGAGUGAAAAAUACUGUCUUAGGGGCCGUACACACUGGGAUGAAUAUCGGCGCGCGUUAAUCGCCAGCGUUUUUUAACGCGUUCUUUGUGUUCACACCCAAGCGAUUUUCAUUGACGAUGAGCCGAGUGAACAUGCAAAUUCAUUCCCUGACAUUAGAUGGUGCUUAAUGUAAAACAGAAAUACCCCAGUCCACAAAGUGGUGCACUUGCUUGUCACUCAGAAGAAGAGAGCAAGUUUGUCACGUUUGUCUUAUAGUUCUUUAUGUUCCGACACCAGCGAGACAGCAGCUCUACAUUCAUCUUGCCUUGCAUCUUCCUCAUCUUAUUUCUUCUCGGUAGUGUAGAUGCCACUUGAGUUAUAUCUUCUUCGCCAUUACGUAUGUGUGCUCGGCAGGACCGUUUUGUGUUUGAGCGCCCCCAAGUUGUGUUUUACUGUAACUUCAGAAG